Molecule: messenger RNA, 900 nt
Organism: Merops nubicus (carmine bee-eater)
Lineage: Eukaryota; Metazoa; Chordata; Aves; Coraciiformes; Meropidae
Gene: ZC3HAV1L
Product: zinc finger CCCH-type, antiviral 1-like
Exons: 5
Molecular function (GO): metal ion binding
Source: RefSeq, a predicted model, not a curated record
AUGGCCACACAAGGGUCUGUGCAGAAGGAUUGGAUCAGGUGCAGCAUGAGAUCUUGUAAGUACUCCCAUGACAUCAGCAGUGCUGAGAACAGGAAAGUUCUAAAGACCCACGAGUUGUCUGGCCUUGAUGAGAAUGAGCUGCGAGUGCUGCUUCUGCAGAAUGACCCUUUCUUCCUCCCUGAUGUCUGCCAGUUUUACAACAGAAAGGAUAGUGCCUGCAACCAUCAGAGCAACUGCAGCAGGCUGCACGUGUGUCGACACUUCCUCCAUGGGGAAUGCAGAUUUCUCCCGUGCAAGAGGUCCCAUGACCUCUUGAAUGCCCAUGCACUGAGGGUGUUGGAAACUGGAGGCAUUGAUCCCAACACAGCUUCAAACAUCCAGACUAUAUAUGAUCACAAGCACGUGGAAUUCAACAAGGAACUGAAGAGGGGGAAUGUAUCCAACUACAGACGACAAGAACACUUACAGAAAAACCCAGCAGCUAUGAGGAGUCAAGACCUGAAGAUACCUUUGCAAACAGUCUCAGUAGCAAUGUACCUGGUCAGAGCCAACACCCGUUGCCAACAGGAGCUGGAGGUAAAGACGAAGGUGCAAGAGCUGGAGGUAAAGAUGAAGGUACAAAAGCUGGAGGUAAAGAUGAAGGUGCAAGAGCUGGAGGUAAAGAUGAAGGUGCAAGAGCUGGAGGUAAAGAUGAAGGUGCAAGAGCUGGAGGUAAAGACGAAGGUGCAAGAGCUGGAGGUAAAGACGAAGGUGCAAGAGCUGGAGGUAAAGACGAAGGUGCAAGAGCUGGAGGUAAAGAUGAAGGUGCAAGAGCUGGAAGAAAAGACGAAGGUACAAGAGCUGGAAGUAAAGAUGGAGGUACAAGAGCUGCAGAUAAAGACAAAGGUGCAGGAGCUAAAG